AUAAUAGAAAUAUAUUAAAAAUAGUAAAUAUAGAAGUAUAAUUUUAUAUUUUCCAUCAAAUUGUAAUAUUAUGUAUGUCAGCUUACCUAAUAUUUUGUUUAAGUGAUCAUGAACAUCGAGUGACAAAAAAAAUUAGCAAUAGAUUACAGAUAAGUGCAUAUCCUUGGAAUUGAUUAUAACAGCAAUAUUUUUGCAUAUACUAUAUUUGUGCUAAUGCACAGUACGAUAUGUGACUAUACAGUAUCUACCGUACUUAUACAAUCUGUGUCUGUCAAUCUAAAAAGCGGUAUAAUGAUUGUGCUAUAAAAAUAAAUGGACUUUAAUCCAAGUUAAUCUAAAUUUUGCUGUUUCAUUACGAAGGAAAGCAUUUAUAAGUCCAGGUCAACACUCAGAAUCGUCAUUUUUUGAUUUACUUUAAAUAAUUUCAUGCUGGCAUAAUGAAGCAGCCAGAAUUACGUUUCGUCGAUCGCGUAGUUAUAGUAACCGGAGCUGGAGCAGGUUUGGGGCGUGCCUACGCCUUACUUUUCGCUUCAAGAGGUGCAAGUGUCGUCGUAAAUGAUCUAGGAGGAAGCAGACACGGCGAUGGAAGCAGUACUAAAAUUGCGGACGCAGUUGUCAAUGAAAUUAGGAAAAAUGGUGGAAAGGCAGUGGCUAAUUAUGACUCUGUUCUUGAUGGUGCAAAAAUUGUCAAAACAGCUAUCGAUGCAUUUGGACGCAUAGAUGUAAUUGUCAAUAAUGCUGGAAUUUUAAGAGAUAAAUCUUUUCCUAAAAUGUCAGAGACUGAUUGGGACUUAGUGCAAAAUGUUCAUGUAAAAGGUGCAUUUAAAGUCACUCAAGCUGCUUGGCCUUACUUUGUUAAACAAAAAUAUGGCAGGAUAAUCAUGACAGCGAGCAACAGUGGUCUAUAUGGAAACUUUGGCCAAGCGAAUUAUAGUGCAGCAAAAAUGGGUCUUAUUGGCUUAGCUAAUACAUUAGCUAUUGAAGGCCAGAGCAAGAACAUAUAUACAAAUAUAAUAAUACCUACAGCUGGUUCUCGUUUAACAGAAGAUGUUUUACCACCAGAAUUUUUUGAGCAAUUAAAACCUGAAUUAAUAGCUCCCGUAGUUGUUUGGUUGUGUCAUGAAAAAUGUAUAGAAAAUGGCUCUAUAAUUGAAUCUGCAAUAGGUCAUGUAAUUCGUUCAUUAGGAUCAGUAUUAAGACCAGAUUUUUCUGGCAAUGUCACUCCCGAAGAUGUCGAAGAAAAAUGGUCAGCUAUUACCGAUAUGUCUAGUGCUAAACAUUUUAAUUCUCUUGCAUUGGUGCUUCUGUUCAAAUACCAACUGAUUUCCGUUAUUUAUAUGAAAAUGAUAGCAAUUUUGCUGUAUUGCCUACAUUCCUUACUACAUGUUCAGUAUUCGUGGAUCUGUCCAUACUGGAAAAAUCGCUACCAAGUGGCGAACUAAAUCCAAUGAAGAUAUUGCAUGGAGAGCAAUAUCUCGAAAUUCAUAAAGAAUUACCAACGGAAGCUACGAUCGAGACACGUCUGCAAAUUGUGGAUGUACUAGAUAAGGGAACGGGUGCUGUAUUUGUAGUAGAAAAUGAAUUAUUUGAUACCAGCAAUGGAGAUAAAUUAAGCACAGCACAAAUGGUAAUAUUCGCAGUAGGAGCUGGAGGUUUUCAAGGAAAACGAUCAUCUUCAAAAAUCAUACCAACUAUCGAAGCUCCUAAUCGACAGCCAGAUGCAUCAGUUACUCAGCAAACAAGUCAUGAUCAGGCUGCAUUAUACAGAUUAAGUGGUGAUAAAAAUCCUUUGCAUAUCGAUACAAACGUAGCAAUGAUGGCUGGCUUCAAACAACCAAUUUUACAUGGAUUAUGUUCUCUUGGAUUUUCUGUCCGUCAUGUUCUUCAAACUUAUGCAAAUGGUGAUCCAAGCUUUUUUAAGGCUGUAAAGACACGUUUUGUGAAGCCAGUAAUUCCAGGGCAAUCACUGCAAACAAAUAUGUGGCAAGAAGGAAAUAGAAUACAUUUUCAAACAUCUACUGUAGAAGGGAAUUUACCAGUGGUUAUGUUGAUUUAAAACGCACGAUGCCUAUGCAAUUGACAGUAAAUCGUUUAUCUGGCAGUAAUCCUCUGGAAAGUGAUGCGGUGUUUGCGACAAUUGAUGAAUAUAUAAAAGCAAAUCCGGAACAGGUAAAGAAAAUCAAUGGAGUAUUCCUUUAUCACAUUUUGGUGAAAGGGAAACAUCAAGCAACAUGGAGCUUUGGGUAAGUUAAAUCCACAAACGGCGUUCAUGCGAGGAAAGUUAAAAAUCGCUGGAAAUCUCGUACUUGUUCAAAAAUUAACCACGCUCAUGGAAGCAGGUAGAUCAAAAUUGUAAUAUUGAUGCAUGAUAAGUAUUGUGUUAUAUAAUUACCAUUGUUAUUAUUUUUAUAUUUUUUAUUCACUUGGUGAGUUGUUUGUAUGGUUAGGGAUAAAAUACAACAUAAAUAUGAAUACAGUAUAUACUGCAAAUAUAGAAAUAUAUCUGUAUAUUCAAUUGUAAUAAAUUCAAAUUUUAUAUUGUUUCUAA
Molecule: messenger RNA, 2548 nt
Organism: Heterotrigona itama
Lineage: Eukaryota; Metazoa; Arthropoda; Insecta; Hymenoptera; Apidae
Source: the annotation of a GenBank genome assembly